GUGCGAAAAAGUAACUGCUUUUCGUUUCAAAACGAAAGGCACAGACGUAUUUUGUUGUCUCAAUCGAGCUGACUUCGAACUGUUUUUCUGUGUUUUCCCCCGAAUCGGAAAUGCGAAAUCCUCCAAAAUCCUGAUUUUCAUUCAAUUUGUUUUUGAAUGUGCAGCAGUUCAUCUAAUUCUGUAAAACCCUAGAAAAUUGGAGCUAUCGAGGAAGUUUUUGGACUGUUUCUGCUGUUUUUCUAGAGUGUAUCGAAGAGAAUCGUUUCGAUUUCUUACUUGUGAAGAUUGAGGUAUAGUAUUUCCGUUUUGUUUGGGUUGAUUUGUUUGGCUUUGAGAAAUGGGGAGCAGAAGAGAAGAAGAGCGAAACGAGAAGAUCAUACGAGGUCUCAUGAAGCUGCCUCCGAAUCGGAGGUGUAUCAACUGUAAUAGCUCGGGUCCACAGUAUGUGUGUACUAAUUUUUGGACGUUCGUUUGUACGACUUGCAGUGGCAUACAUCGAGAGUUUACUCAUCGUGUGAAGUCUGUAUCUAUGGCUAAAUUUACUUCCCAAGAAGUUGAAGCACUUCAAAUUGGUGGUAACCAGCGUGCAAAGGAAUUAUAUAUGAAAGAUUGGGAUUUUCAAAGGCAAAGAUUUCCUGAUAGCGGUAAUGCUGAUAAAGUGCGAGAAUUCAUAAAGCAUGUAUAUGUGGAAAAAAAAUAUGCUGGACCAAAGACAUCAGACAAGCCUCCAAGAGAUUUGCAGGGCCCCGGGAACCGUGAAGACGAGACAAGACGUGCCAGUUCUUACCAUUCUUAUUCGCAGAGCCCACCUUAUGACUAUCAGUAUGAAGAUCGACGCUAUGGAAGACAUGCUGUCGUGCUUACUAGAAAGCCCGGUUCAGAUAGAGGCCUUUAUGUUGGGAAAGCCUCUAGUUUUGUCUCAAGUCCUGGUGGUGUAAGUGAACAAAUGUACGAGGACAGAUUUGCUAAUGAGGGCUCUGUUUCUAGGUUUUCAGACUACUCAGUCUCUAGUGGAAGUGAUCCUGUUAGAUCUGGUGCUCAGUCUCCUUCUUUUCAGAAGGGCAGUGGAUUUUGCAGCCCACCGGUUCAGUCUUCAAGGGGUAUUAGGAGAGGUGCAGAAAGAAUUCCACUCCCACAGAGAGCGAAAUCGUUGGGAAGUUUUGGCUCAUUUGAUAGCAGUCCUAUUUCACUUAAGUCGUAUAAUUCGGGUAGUUUACUGGAUGUGGUCUUGGAACCCGAACACUCACCUGGAGCUCAGCAGGGUGGAAUAUCUGCUCAUCCGGAAUCAUCUGCUCCUAUGGGUUAUGAUAGCUCAGAGCUUUCUAAGGUGCCAGUUGCUCCAGAAAAGGAGUCUUCUGCAGCUGUACCUCUUGACUUAUUUCAUUCAUCUGCUGCAACUUUGGCCCCUGUGGAUUUGGUUCAACAGUCCUUGGCAACUCCAGCUCUGUCAACGAAUUUAUAUCAUGUUUCCCAAUCUACUCAGCCAUCAUCGCUUGACCUUUUUGCUAUGGAUGUCCUCCAGCAGUCUGCUACAGUCGGAAAUGAAAAAUCAACGGAGUUAUCAGUCCCAAAAAAUGAAGGAUGGGCCAGUUUUGACACUCCACCUUCUGCAUCCAAAACGGGGGCUGCAGUUGUGACAGCUGCAGUGAUCCCUGGCAAUGGGGUUUCCUUUGUAGAUUUUGAUCAGCAUUCGUCUGCAAAUUCAAGCAUGCAGUGGCCACCAUUUCCUAAUGCUCAGGAGUCGUUCUUGAUGCCUGAUCCAUGGCAUGUUGGUGUGCACAAUAGACAAACCCGCACAAAUACAAUGCUGACUCAGUCAUGGAAUGCCUUUGACGGUUCAAUUACUUUAAACGGCAAGCACAGUGAUGAAUUACAAGUAGCACCACAGGAGCCUUCAUUUACUUUGGAUCAUUACUCUGGACCGAGAGUUUCAGAGGUUUCCACAUCAGAGUUUCAGAAUUCCCCUUCUGAUGGAGUUUGUCCACCCAGUCUAACCUCACAAGUCACAGGGCUAUCAUAUACUCCAUCAAUGCCGCCUCUAAUGGAGGGGACAGUGCCAAAUGCAACUGAUUAUAAAUCAACAAACCCAUUUGAUCUUCUGUAUGAUUCUAAUUUGGAGCAGACCAAUAUGUUCAUGGAUAUGAGCUCUUUCCAAGCCGCACUGCCAAAUUCUGCAGUGUCAUCCACAUAUCUUGGUGGAGUCACCCCAUCUUGGUUUCCUCAGGAUUCUGUGGCAGCUUAUAUCCCAGCUGCCUCACAAGGUGGCGUAGCAUACAUGGCAGGGCAAGGAACAAGUUCUCAAUUACCGAAUGUCCAGACACAAGGUUCUGUUGCUUCUGUAGGAGGAAAUCCAUUUGCUUAGGGAUCCAGUCAGCGGAAGUAGUAUCCUCAUUCUUCAGUCGGUAGCAUAUGUCUCCACUAUUUGUAGCCAUCGAUUUUAUACACCAGAAAUAUUUUUAUUCUUAAUUCCAACAUCCGCCGCCCUCCUCCUCCUCCUCCUCCUCUUCCUCCCCACCCACCAUUGGAGGCCACGAAAUUGACUCUUUUUCUUGGUGUGCCCUGGCCUUGUAUUUGUGUCAAAUACGUUGCAGUGUUUUGUCUUUGUUGUUAGUAUCGUGUGGAUGCCGUUGCAAGAGCAAUAUUUUUCUUCCUUGCAGUGCUUUAUAGAUUUUUUUUUUUGUGGAAUUAAUUCGGUAAUCCAAGGUAAUUAUUUUGAAAUCUUCA
Molecule: messenger RNA, 2724 nt
Organism: Tripterygium wilfordii
Lineage: Eukaryota; Viridiplantae; Streptophyta; Magnoliopsida; Celastrales; Celastraceae
Product: probable ADP-ribosylation factor GTPase-activating protein AGD14
Exons: 12
Coding region: 338-2362 (674 amino acids)
Molecular function (GO): GTPase activator activity
Source: RefSeq, a predicted model, not a curated record